UUAAUGAGAUAAGGGAACUCAAUAAAAAGGACUCAUCUUCCUUCCACCAAUACCCUCAUCUCACGGAUCUUGCCCCUCUCUUCACCCCUCAGUUCCUGUCCCUUUGUUCCUCUCACUUUUCCUUUUCUUUCUCUUCCUUUGCAAGUGCAUAUUAUAUAAGUCCUUGGCACCACAUUCAUUGCAAAGACCUCUCUAGUCAAAUGGCCUCUUGGAAGAAGACCAUCACCACACCAUUCAAAAAGGCUUGCACUUUCUUCAACCAGCAACCCACAAGGGAUCAAAAGAAUAAGCCUCAAACAGAGCAAGAGAGGCAAGUAAUGGAUCUGCAUGGCGAAGUGAUGGCAUGUGGGUAUGAAGAUGUUCAAGUUAUGUGGUCUAUUCUGGAUAAGUCCAAAUCUACAGCCUGCAAUAUAACAUCUUCAAGCUGAGACAACUCUUUGAAGAAAAAAAAAAAGUGGCACUGCAGCAAUUAGCGAAUGUUUUUGUAUGCUAAUGUUAAGGUCAUAGUUGCAUCAUAUUAGUUAAUAAUCUUAGCUGGUUUGAUGCAAAUCUCAUCAUAGAAAAUGAUGUGUAGGUGUUUGAUAGGAUUUAGAAAGUGCCCCUUUUCCUAGUGAAGACGGUGGCGGUGCUUGUAAUGUAAUGUAAUGUAAAAUGUGUAGGGAACGGAAUCCCCAUGAUUGAUGAGAGAAAAUCAUGGCGAGAUUAUGAUGAAUGAAUGCUAGAUUCUUUUCUUUUCACUUCUCUCAGUCAAAGGUCAAUGUUAAACUCCAUUAUUUUAUC
This is a messenger RNA of Cajanus cajan (pigeon pea), 780 nucleotides long. RefSeq lists its product as uncharacterized. The record is from RefSeq and is a predicted model, not a curated record. Lineage: Eukaryota; Viridiplantae; Streptophyta; Magnoliopsida; Fabales; Fabaceae.